This is a messenger RNA of Lolium rigidum, 1376 nucleotides long. RefSeq names its product cathepsin B-like protease 2. Lineage: Eukaryota; Viridiplantae; Streptophyta; Magnoliopsida; Poales; Poaceae. The record is from RefSeq and is a predicted model, not a curated record. Gene Ontology annotation, biological process: regulation of catalytic activity. Bases 118 to 1164 code for a protein of 348 amino acids. The transcript has 11 exons. Gene Ontology annotation, cellular component: lysosome. Gene Ontology annotation, molecular function: cysteine-type endopeptidase activity.
GAGCCAAUAAAAUAGGCCGCGAGGUCGGGGUGGAGAAGCAAGGCAGCAACCCAGCAGCUACUCCUCCUCCUGCUAGCUAGCUUUGCUUCCUCCAUCCUCCUUUGCCGAUCGGGGAAGAUGAGGGGCGCCUCGCUUCUGCUGCUCGUCGUCCUCUCCGCCGCAGCUGCUGCUGCCCCGCAGCUCGUUGCAGCAGCAAACGGAGACUUGAAAGUUCUGCAGAAAGACAUCAUAGAGACGAUCAACAACCAUCCCAAUGCCGGGUGGACUGCUGGACACAAUCCCGCCUUGGCGGACUAUACUGUUGAGCAAUUUAAGCAUAUCCUGGGAGUGAAGCCCACACCUCCGGGCUUACUUGCUGGUGUUCCAACCAAAACUUACCCAAGGUCAGAGGUGCUUCCCAAGGAGUUCGACGCCAGAACUAAGUGGUCUAGUUGCAGCACUAUUGGGAACAUACUUGAUCAAGGUCACUGUGGUUCCUGCUGGGCUUUUGGUGCUGUGGAGUGUCUGCAAGAUCGUUUCUGCAUUCAUCAGAACAUUAACAUUUCACUUUCUGCCAACGACCUAGUGGCUUGCUGUGGUUUUAUGUGUGGUGAUGGUUGUGAUGGAGGAUAUCCUAUCAGCGCGUGGCGAUACUUCGUUAAGGAGGGUGUGGUUACUGAGGAGUGUGAUCCAUACUUUGAUCAGGAGGGCUGCCAACAUCCUGGUUGUGAACCUGCCUAUGAUACACCUGUGUGUGAAAAGAAAUGCAAGGUGCAGAACCAGAUUUGGGAGCAAAAGAAACAUUUCAGCGUCAAUGCAUACAGAGUAAAGUCUGAUCCACAUGACAUCAUGGCAGAGGUCUACAAGAAUGGCCCUGUAGAAGUCUCUUUCACAGUUUAUGAGGACUUUGCACACUACAAAUCAGGAGUAUACAAGCACGUCACAGGUGACGAGAUGGGAGGUCAUGCCGUCAAGUUGAUUGGAUGGGGAACCAGUGAUGCGGGCGAGGAUUACUGGCUUCUUGCAAACCAGUGGAACAGAGGCUGGGGUGAUGAUGGCUACUUCAAGAUCAUAAGAGGCACGAAUGAAUGUGGCAUUGAAGAAGAUGUCGUUGCUGGCAUGCCAUCGACAAAGAACACGGCCGGCGACCAUGGCAGCAGCGGUUUUGGAACUGCUAUACUUUGAAGUUUGAACAGCGUCUUGACCUCAGAUGCUGGUGGAAUUAGCAUGCCAAAUGUAGCGGGUAAAAAAUAGCUGUGGUGGUUCCAGGAUUGUGUAUUUGGUACCGUGCCACACGUUCCAAUGCUGAUAUGUUGUUGAAAUCACAACACUUGUUCUGAAAGAAGAAAAAAAGCAAUAAUAUCAAUAAAAUCAUACUGCUGCCAUUUCCUUGGAAA